AUCAUGAUCGACAUUUCUAACAACUGGGACACACGUCUCGUGACGGCCAUUCUGUCAGGUGUUCUUUCUCUGUGCGUUGAACAUUCAUUUGUCUUACAUGAUGGAGAAUGCUCAAGCACAACUCCUCGUAAACAUCCAUGAAGAGAUUACAAAAGGAUCUUUGACUGACAUACAAAUUAUAUGUAAAGACGGAACAACGACCGGAAGCCGCAUCGUACUGGCGGCGAUGUCAUCAUACUUCCGGGCCAUGUUCAGUUCUGAUAUGGCAGAGAGUCAGACGGGCGUCUUGAACCUUCCCACGGUGUCUUUGCCAGUGUUGCAAGAUGUCAUCAAAAUGUGUUUGUGUGCAAAUAAUCUAGUAAGUGAAAGCAACUGUGUGGAGAUCCUGGAUGCUGCUGAGAUGAUGCAGCUUAACCACAUCAAAGAAUUAUGUAACAUAUUCCUGAAGGAAAGUCUGGUACUGACCACAGAAAACUGUUUAAAUUGGUGGAGACUUUCUAAACUUUACAAUUUCCACGAUUUGUCCAACCGAGCAUUUUCCUAUUUGGCUGACGAGUUUCCUGAUUUUGUUGAAACAGAAAACGUUGUUUACCUGUCAAAGGAAGAACUUAUGGAAAUCAUUUCAAAAGAAGAGAUGAAAUGUAAAGAAGACAUCAUUCUGAAAGGCGCCAUGAAGUGGAUUGAGUAUAAUAACCCGGAUCAAGAUGAUGUUAGACUGAUUUUUGUAAACGUGCGGCUAGAUUAUGUAAACUCGCAGUUUCUAUUUGACGACGUUGUGUAUUCAGACAUUGCCUGUAAACACAAAUCGGUUCAGGAAAUGAUACGGAAGUCGCUAACUUUACUGGGUGGUCGUACAGCUCGUUCAAGGGUCAAUCCUAAAAGUCCUGACAUCUUUGUUCUCCACCAUAUGAAGACGUCACUUCUGUCUUGUUUCACGUCAGACAACAAGUGGGAGGACAUCCCACCAGCACCAGUAGAUCCUGGAGAGUGGUAUUCAGCAGCAGGUUUGGACGACAAGAUUUAUAUCACUGGUGGAAAUAACGAAAGGAAAUGUACAUUGAUAUAUAACACCGCGAGAAAGGUGUGGACAGUAGGUCCAGAUCUCACACAUGAACACUACGGUCACUCUAUGGCCACAGCUAACUCGACAGUGUACUCGAUAGGUGGUUACUAUAGCAACACAAUAGAGGAAUUGAGCGAGAGUGAGACGCACUGGCAGGUUGUUGGAGAUUUGGGAUUGAAACGAUAUUCCACUUUCCCUGUCACAGUUGGUGAGAACAUUCUCGUCAUGGGAGGAGCGACACAGUCAGCCAGGUCAGAUGUUAUCCAAUGUUUUAACACCAGAACUCAAACUGUCAGUCAGCUGAACACAAAGUUACCUUGUAGCUCUGAGUUACUAAGAGGCUGUGUUCACCUCCCAGAUGUUUAUCUGGUAGACUACGACAGUCACGUGAUGCACCUUCAGGUCACCAACACGGAUGGGCAAAUCCAGAUACAGGUUAAAUCCACAGUGGAAUGGAAAUCAUUUACAUUAUUUUUUGGUGUAACACACCGAGAUGGAAGCUUGCUGUCUUUUAAAAACGAUGGAAUCAGCAAAUUCAACCUCGCUGAAGGUAAAGAAGAACAGAGUACAUUCCCUAAGUCGCCUAGAAGUGACUCAGUGUACGACGUGUGCACGGUGUUCAGUGAAAAAACAUCGCGAUGAGUGUUCAUUGAUUAAUAUCGGCGUGUUAGCUCACAACUAUAUCAUAACUUCUUUUCGAAUCAGUAUUGUACAGAGAUAGGUACUGAAUAUACCCUCACGACUCUUAUCACAAACUAUUUUUGAAUCAGUUGUGUACAGAGCUAGCUACUGAAAGACCCUUACGACUCCAUCAUAACUUCUGUUGAAGUCAGUCUGUACAGAGAUAGCUACUGAAUAUACCUUCACGGCUCUAUCAUAACUUCUGUUGAAAUCAGUCUGUACAGAGAUAGCUACUGAAUAUACCUUCACGGCUCUAUCAUAACUUCUGUUGAAAUCAGUCUGCACAGAGAUAGCUACUGGCUAUAUCCUCAAGAAUCCGCCAUAACGUCUGUCGAUAUAUUUUGAAAUGCAAUAUACCAGUAAGCAGUAAAAUAUGUUCUACUUGUCUGUAGGUUUGUGAUACACAAAAUCAACAGUAUCAUACACUUAUCGUUGUGUGUGGAAAGAUAAGGGCAAGCUUGGUCUAGAGGUAAGUGGUCUUAUGGUAUUGGUGUUGUCGUGGUUAGGCCACCGAACAUAAGGCUGGUAGGUACAGGGCUCGCAGCCUGGUAUCGGAGUCAAGAAAUAGAAUUGGCCCCUCAAAAUUUUCUGGUGGAGGGGGCAUAUUUCGGAAUGACUCAGUGGGUAGGUAUAAUACCACUACACCCUAUUUUCUCUCACUAACAACAACUAACCCACUGUCCUGGUCAGACAGCCCAGAUAGCUGAG
Molecule: messenger RNA, 2452 nt
Organism: Gigantopelta aegis
Lineage: Eukaryota; Metazoa; Mollusca; Gastropoda; Neomphalida; Peltospiridae
Product: kelch-like protein 5
Exons: 2
Coding region: 98-1705 (535 amino acids)
Molecular function (GO): protein binding
Source: RefSeq, a predicted model, not a curated record